Messenger RNA from Symbiodinium pilosum, 1278 nucleotides. Lineage: Eukaryota; Dinophyceae; Suessiales; Symbiodiniaceae. The record is from the annotation of a GenBank genome assembly.
GAGGAUAAAGACAAGAACGCUGCUUGGGUCAUGCCGAUUUUGGUCUAUGAAAAGUGGUGUUUUUGGUUGUUCCGCCAGGGAAUUGCGGUUGCCAAGUCUAAGCGGCUUCACACAUGGUUGACUUUCAGUGAUUUUCGCUACAAAUCCAAUUGCACUGUUUGGACCUGGUCAGAUAUCUCCGUUGUGCUUGAUUUGGCCUUGCAGCAACCCAUCGUUCGGUUGGGGAAGGCUCUCUUCCGGCAAGACCUCGGUGCACCGAUCGGGGGUCAUCUGUCAAAGGCGAUCGCGUCUGCUGUGCUUGCUUUUGCGGAGUUGAGGGCUUGUGCGUCCCUUGAUGCAUUGAAAUCUGCUGGUUAUGUUGCGCGCCAAGCUACGUCCAUUGGUGAGUCUGUGGCCUGUACCAGGUACGUCGACGACCUGGCCAUGGGUCUGCCGCAAAAGUUCCGCAUCAAGCCUUGGCUUGGUGAUCAGCAUACAGACUUCAGUGAAAUGCGUGGCAUUGCUGCAGGAAGCCGUGAGAGGUCCGGCGAAGGUUCGUUCCCUCACACGCCUCGCAGCACUUGGGGAUGGCAAAGCAAGGGCCACAGCAAAGGCUAUGGCAAGGGCUAUGGUAGCUAUGGCUUCAGCAAGGGCUACGGCAAGCGUGCUGGGCAAGAGCAGAGAUCAGGUCCUUAUUCCGGCGGUCACACGGGAAGCUUGGAGCAAGCAGUUAGCCGCUCUUUCCAAUCUGCACUCACUUCUAGAUUGGAAUGUGCCAUUUCAGAGGGCUUCUCCAUGGUUGUGAAUCGCUUGAGCAAGGAAGGCGGACGUGGUCAAGAGUCUCAGCACAGUUCGCCGCCGGCAAGAGCUGGUAGUGCUUUGACUCGUGCCGUUGUGAGCUUCUUCGGUGGCCCACAGGUUGAGCAGAACAUGAGCCCAGAGAAGGUACCGGAAGAGAGCAAACCCUCUUCCAAGUCCGGGGAUUCCGCAGAGGCUGCCCUCAAGGUGGCCUUGGACCAGCAAGCUCAGACCAUGCAGAUGAUGGCGGACCUUGUCAAAUCAUCGCUCGAGGCCGGGUGCAGCCCAGGUGCCUCACAGGUGACUGGGCAGGAGCAGGCCUUGAAGGAUGAUUGCGCUAAGGACGCCCAGAUUGCCCAGCUACAAAGCCAGGUGGAGAGUUUGCAGAAACAGGUGGAGAGUUUGCAGAAACAGCUUUCGCAGUCUACCACUACGCAGAAGGCCAAGGCGAAGGUGCAGUCCGUGCUGCCUUUCAAAGCCGUGACUGCUGACAAGAACUGA